AUGGACGUUCGAAGCCAGUUCCUUGCCCUCAUCCGGCGUUGUCAAAGUGAGAACGCCACAGUUGUUGAACAGGCUCUGGAUGAACUACUGCCUUUUCUGUCAGGAAACGAGGAGUUCUUACACGUAUCCGUUCUCAGCGAGCAGCCGGAUCCUGUGAUCGCUCAAUUGACAAGGGCACUGCUCGACUGCUGUGUGAAGUUCAACACCAGUUCGGACUCGAUCACUCUGCUGUCCUCGCGAUGUUUAGGUCUCAUCGGAUGUCUUGAUCCGAACCGAGUGGAGACAGUCAAGGAAAAGAGGGACAUUCUUGUCCUGUCGAACUUCGAUCGAAUGGAAGAUACGGUAGAAUUCGUUCUGUUCUUCCUCCAGCAUGUCCUAGUUGAGGCUUUCUUGUCAGCAUCUAACACUAGAGCUCAAGGAUUUCUGGCAUAUGCCAUGCAAAAUCUUCUCAAAAUUUGCAAUUUGAACACAGCAGUGACACAGCGAAAUCGAGAUCUUGAUCAGGGCGACGAGAAAUAUCAGCGGUGGAUGGAGCUUCCGGAAAGCGUCCGAAACACUCUCACGCCAUUCCUGACCUCCACUUACACGGUCACUGUCGUCGGAGCGACCCCCAAAGUCGCAUAUCCUUUGUUGAGCAACAAAAUGACCCAUAGCGAGUGGCUUCGAACACUUGUACAGGAUCUGCUCCAGGCGGGGAAUGGUGACAAUGCAAAGCUCAUAUUCGCAGUAUGCAGCCGAGUCGUGAAGGGCCAAGACAUCUCGAUUUCUUCAUUUCUUUUGCCAUUCGCCAUCUUAAACCGCAUCGUGGGGGGAACUGAACCAGAGCUGCAGGAUCUUCAGCAUGAGUUGGUGAACGUCCUUUCAUACCCCCUGCCUGACGCUAACAAGAGUGUCCGUGAGACUAUCAUCAGUAGUAGCCAGAGUGUUUUUGAGGUCCUGGACUAUUUGUCGAGAUGGCUUCAGGGGAAGAAAAAGCAGCUUAAUAGCCUGAAUCACCAGUCUUACCAAUCCAGCCGCUCACACAGAGAUGCUAAUCGAGAUGGACUUCUUGAAAAGUACACAUCACAGGUCAAAUCUGUCGAAGCUGUUCUAGCUGCUAUUCCUCCAGAGGUCAUAUCUAAACGAGCCGUCGAAUGCAAGUCAUUUUCCAGGGCUUUAUUCCAUUGGGAGCAGUAUAUUCGGAAAUGCAAAUCGCAGCCGGACAUGCAAGAGCGCUCCAGUACCGAGCCUCUCUAUCAACGACUACAGGAUAUAUACAGUCAAAUCGAUGAACCUGACGGCAUUGAGGGCAUUUCAAGCCAUUUAUCUGCACUCAACAUCGACCAGCAAGUUCUGGAACAUCGCAAGGCGGGAAGGUGGGCCACUGCACAAAGCUGGUACGAACUCCAGCUCGAGAAAGAACCGGAUAAUAUCGAUGCUCAAUGGAACCUUGUCACCUGCCUCAAGGAAUCUGGUCAACAAGACGCGAUUCUCACCCGAUUCGAGGUCAUCAAAGACAACGAAUCUGCAGCGUCCCGAUUUUUGCCUUUCGCAGUAGAGGCAUCGUGGAUUACGGGGAGAUGGGAUAAACUUGAGGGCUAUUUGGAGUUAUCCGCAAAACAAGGUGCUGGGGAUUUUAACGUGGGUAUUGGCGCAGCUCUCAACAUUCUUCGGCAGAAUAAAGCCGAAAAAACUAUUCAGAUCAUCAAUGGGCUCAGGCUCAACGUUGCGAAAUCAUUGACUGCUAAUUCUGUGGCCUCUCUCCAAACCUGUCAUGAUGAUAUGCUUCGGUUACACGCCCUGGCUGACAUGGAAUCCAUUGCGAAUGCAGGCGCUGUGGGUUCUAAUCCGAGCCUAGACUUGCUAGGAGCUUUGGAUCGACGUUUGGAUGUGCUGGGUGGUUAUCUUGCAGACAAGCAAUACCUUCUGGGAUUGAGGCGAGCUGCCAUGGAGCUAGCAGGCAAUUUUGCAAAUUCCGAUAUCGCAUCAGCCUGGCUCACAAGUGCUCACUUAUCGCGAAAGGGGAACUUCACCAGUCAAGCAUAUCACUCAAUGCUCAACGCGGCUCUACUAAAAGAUCGAUCGGCUACCAUUGAACACGCCAAACUUCUCUGGAAAGAUGGGCACCAUCGCAAAGCAAUCCAAACGCUUGAAGGUGCGAUAUCGGCCAAUGAGGCUACUUCUGCAGCAUCACUCUCCGCAGAUGCCGAUUCGGUAUCAUUCCUUUCUGGCCAUGGGCAAAACGCGAAUGUGACAGCGGCCCGGGCCCAUCUCCUCCUGGCUAAAUGGACAGACAGAGCAGGUCAAACCCACUCUCAAGUCAUUGUUCAACGGUAUCGGGAGGCUAUCAAACUAUACCCGCGAUGGGAGAAAGCACACUACUACUUAGGGAAGCAUUACAACAAGAUCCUUGACUCGGAGAAGAUCAAGCCCAUGGGGAAGGAAGCUCAAAUAUACCUGAGUGGAGAAGCUACCAAACUCGUCAUUGACAACUAUCUUCGCUCACUGACUUAUGGGAGCAAAUAUGUCUUUCAGACGCUGCCCAAACUUUUGACGCUGUGGUUGGAACAUGCUUCUAUCGUCGAUCAGCCAAUUGAUCCGAAACGAGGAGACAACGAAGACUUCCAGAGACACACAAAAGCUCAGCGACAGAAGAGCUUAGACGAGAUGCACGCCCAGCUGAAAAAAUACAUCUCAUCGCGCCUACAAGCUGCUUUGCUCUUUACCAUUUUGCCACAGGUGGUCGCUCGCAUUUGUCAUCCCAACAGCACAGUUUAUGACCUCUUGACGCGAAUUGUGGCUAAAGCCGUCCAUAGCUUUCCACAGCAAGGAUUAUGGACAGUCCUGGCAGUUGUCAAAUCGUCCAACAAGGAUCGAGCGUCCAGGGGCUAUACUUGCCUACAAAAGAUCACGGACUAUACGACUAAACAUAGAUCAGAGUCAUCGUCAUCUGACAUUCGCCCCGUACUUGAUGAGGCACAGAUCUUGAACUCCCUCCAAAAGCCACGGAAGAUCAGUAUUCGAGGAUCUGAUGGAAAGAUCUACAAUGCACUUUGCAAACCUAAGGAUGAUCUGCGCAAGGACCAACGUCUCAUGGAAUUCAACAACAUGAUCAAUCGGUUCUUAAAACGGGAUGUCGAAUCGAGCAAGCGACGAAUGUACAUCAAAACUUAUGCCGUGACACCGCUCAAUGAGGAAUGCGGUCUGAUUGAGUGGGUUGACAACCUCCGGACCUUGAGAGAGAUCAUCAUCAAAAACCUGCGCGAGCGCGGCGUUGCACCAAACUAUACGGAGAUCAAACACUACCUAAAUGAGAUAUGUGCAGACCGUUCGAUGUCCAAGUUGUCAUUGUUUACAACAAAGAUUUUGGCCAAGCUGCCCCCCGUUCUUCAUGAAUGGUUUAUCGAAAUGUUCCCGGAGACCGAGACAUGGUUCUCGGCGAGGUUACGGUAUACGAGGUCUUCUGCGGUCAUGUCGAUGGUCGGAUACGUUCUGGGGCUUGGCGAUCGACACGGAGAGAACCUUUCGUUUGAAGAAGGGACUGGAGGCAUUCUGCACGUUGAUUUCAACUGUCUGUUCGACAAAGGUCAAACGUUUGAAAAACCAGAGGUAGUUCCAUUCCGGUUAACGAACAACAUGAUUGAUGCCUUUGGUGCCUAUGGAUACAAUGGGCCUUUUCGGAGAACCUGUGAGAUCACCCUCAGUCUUCUGCGGCAGAAUGAAGAUGCCCUGAUGACCGUCCUCGAAACCUUUCUGCAUGACCCAACGACCGACUUUAUCGGUAAGAGACGCCGCACUCACGUAAGUGUGCCCGACACCCCCGCCGGAGUCUUGGAAGAUGUCCGCAAUAAACUCCGGGGUUUCAUGUCCAAGCAGCCGAUCCCACUCUCAGUGGACGGUCAGGUGGAUGAGCUGAUCAUGCAGGCGACCGACAAGAAGAACCUGGCGUCCAUGUAUAUCGGAUGCUACUAUAGCUGGGGCUUCGUCGACGGCGCUGCCGUGGGCUUUCGCGUCGCCCACCUCGGCUUCGACUGCGAGUUCGUGAUCGGCCACGGGAAGAAGAUCGCGAUCGGCUCUUGGGACGGUCGCGAGCUGGAGACGGGCUGCGCGUGUCUUCACGGGGGGGGUACGGAUCGACGCAAGGAAGAACGCGCCGGGCCAUGA
Molecule: messenger RNA, 4143 nt
Organism: Penicillium maclennaniae
Lineage: Eukaryota; Fungi; Ascomycota; Eurotiomycetes; Eurotiales; Aspergillaceae
Product: phosphoinositide-3-kinase-related protein kinase family protein
Exons: 20
Coding region: 1-4143 (1380 amino acids)
Biological process (GO): protein phosphorylation; DNA damage checkpoint signaling; telomere maintenance
Cellular component (GO): nucleus
Molecular function (GO): protein binding; protein serine/threonine kinase activity
Source: RefSeq, a predicted model, not a curated record